AAAUAUUAAUGUCAAAUGCGAUCCUCCCGCCAUUAUAAAUCAUCAGCUGUAUUUUCUGUCGUGGGGAACUUGAUGUGCUGGGAAUAUACUUGGCUUUGCCACUGAUCACCAAGUGUCAAUGAAGCAGACGUAUCUGCCUCACUGAAGUAAUCUGCUAAAAAACAGUGUUUUCUGCAUUUUUCUAGGUAAUCCAAAGCCAAAAGUGGCUUUUUCUCCAUUGUUUGUUUAUGGUAACACAACACAAGCUUUGCCUUCUUUAGUGACCAUUCAGAAGAUUGGUUUGUCUUUAAACAUGGCUGAAGAAAGAAGAGCCGGAGGGCUUAGUAAAUCAUGUAUUCUUCUUAUAGUGAUUGCUGGAAUGGAGAGGUUUGCAUUCAAAGGAGUGGCGUCGAAUCUGGUGACAUACCUCACGGAUGUGAUGAAGAUGAGCAAUUCUGAAGCGGCCAAGACUGUGAACAGUUGGUGUGGGUUCACUUCCAUGUUGCCAUUGUUGGUGGCACCUUUGGCUGACUCCUUCUGGGAUAGGUACUCAACCAUUUUGACUUCAUCUUUCCUCUAUGUUUUGGGCCUUGGAGCCGUGGCAUCAACAUCUUUGGUAUGGACAUAUACACCUCCAAGCACCACAAGCUCCUCUGCCUUCCUCUUUGGUUCCCUUUGUUUGAUUUCAUUAGGGCAAGGUGCAUAUAACCCUUCUUUGCAAGCCUUUGGAGCCGACCAACUGGACCAUGAUGAUGAAUUCCCAUGCACCAAUGAUGACAAAAAGAGCUCCAAAAAGAAGGGUCUAUUUUUCCAAUGGUGGUACUUCGGUGUUUGCACUGGCAGCCUCUUAGGUGUAAUCCUAAUGUCCUACAUCCAAGAUACCUUCGGCUGGGUGCUCGGAUUCGCAAUCCCCAUGUUUGCCAUGAUUAUAUCCGUCGCGUUCUUCGUAUGCGGUAGCCGGAUUUACGCACAUAAACAGGAUCGAACCAUAUACAACAAGCCCUUUCUGUACCUGUUCGCCAUGAAAGAGACGGCGUCGAGAUUAAUCAAUUGCGGCAUCACCUUGCCAGACGAAAAGUCCGAUUCAGUGGAGCUAGAGCUUCAACAGAGACCUCUUUGUGAUAAAAAACAUCACCACGGCAAUGAGGGCUCGGAUUUGAAUCUUGAACCAAAUACUUACCUGAUUGAAAAUGUGAAAAUAGUACUCCGUCUAUUGCCUAUAUGGACGAUGCUUUUGAUGUUCGCCGUGAUUUUCCAACAGCCUGCAACUUUUUUCACGAAACAAGGGAUGACAAUGAGACGGAACGUCGGUAAGAACUUCAAGAUCCCACCGGCAACGCUACAAAGUGCAAUUACAUUGUCUAUAAUCCUCUUGAUGCCUUUUUAUGACAAAGUUUUGAUCCCGAUCACGAAGUUGGUCACUCGUAAUGAGAAAGGUAUCACCGUAAUGCAAAGAAUGGGAGUCGGUAUGUUUCUUUCGGUCAUUGCUAUGAUCAUCGCUGCGGUCGUCGAAAGGACGAGGCUCGAGAUCAGCAGGAAAAUAGGCAACCGGGAAUCCGAAACAGUCCCAUUAAGCAUCUUCUGGUUGCUUCCGCAGUAUGUUCUUUUAGGCAUUUCGGACAUUUUCACCGUUGUUGGGAUGCAAGAAUUCUUCUACAAUGAAGUCCCGGUCCGGAUGCGGACGAUGGGAUUCGCUCUAUACACCAGCGUUUUCGGGGUCGGAAGUUUCCUUAGCGCGUUGAUGAUCUCGGUCAUCGAAGCUCUUACAAGUUCGGACGGAAGACGAAGCUGGUUCUCGGAUGACAUGAGGGAAGAUGGACUGGACAAACUAUACUGGCUUCUAGCCAUUGCCAGUGCUUUGAGCGUACUGUUUUAUGCAAUGUUUUGCAAAUGCUACAAAAGUCGGAUUGAACUCGAAAAUGCUACUAUAAAUAAGCUAUGAAAUUCUCCGUUUUCAUCGGUUUGAUUCAGUUCUUUCUUGCAAUAAUGUGUGUUAGAAACUUGG
Hibiscus syriacus is the source of this 1984-nucleotide messenger RNA. RefSeq names its product protein NRT1/ PTR FAMILY 5.9-like. Gene Ontology annotation, molecular function: transmembrane transporter activity. Gene Ontology annotation, cellular component: membrane. The record is from RefSeq and is a predicted model, not a curated record. Lineage: Eukaryota; Viridiplantae; Streptophyta; Magnoliopsida; Malvales; Malvaceae. Gene Ontology annotation, biological process: transmembrane transport.